AAUGGAGUAAUAUCAUUGGGGAAUGGAAUUGAUGACACGAGCCCAUAAUGCGAAUCGCUUAGGGGAAUUCUUGGAGAAAGGAGUUGAUUUUGAUUGGAGCAAGGUUGAGAACUAGUGA
Molecule: messenger RNA, 118 nt
Organism: Paramecium octaurelia
Lineage: Eukaryota; Ciliophora; Oligohymenophorea; Peniculida; Parameciidae
Source: the annotation of a GenBank genome assembly